Messenger RNA from Gregarina niphandrodes, 2868 nucleotides. Its product is annotated as AAA family ATPase. The record is from RefSeq and is a predicted model, not a curated record. Gene Ontology annotation, molecular function: ATP hydrolysis activity; ATP binding. The transcript has a single exon. Bases 1 to 2868 code for a protein of 955 amino acids. Lineage: Eukaryota; Apicomplexa; Conoidasida; Eugregarinorida; Gregarinidae. Gene Ontology annotation, cellular component: cytoplasm.
AUGCGACCUAAUAAAAGUGUGUUUGAUGGCAACAAACUAACGGCCGCUGCUGAUAACCCCGGACCUGAAGAAGGGUCGGGUCCGCAAGGGUUGUUCGCCAAGCUUCGUCAAGAUGCUCCAGUACCCCCGGCAGUUUCUUUACUCGCAAGUUCUGAAACGGUAAGUGGGAAGACGGGUGGAAAGAAAAGAGGCUCUCAUUCAAAGAGGACAGACGUGGCAGGCAUCGGGCAAGAUCUAGUUUUAAAGCAAAAGGACCGAGGUGUAAAGCAAAAGGACCGAGGUGUAAAGGAGAAGGGUCUGGGUAUAAAGGAGAAGGAUCUCGGUGUAAGGGAGAAGGAUGAUAUACUUGAGGGCUCGAAAGCACCCAGAUCCUGCUUGGAUUUGAUCGAUGACCUUGGGAUUGAAUCAGUAGAAGGAGGCACCGGAGGCACUGUCUUUCUACAUCCGUCAGUACCGCGGACUUUGGACGCUUUUGCCACGGCUCUUAUUUACGUGCCUCGAAGGUUCGUCAAAAACGCAAAGGAGGAAUUCGGCAACAUCGUAGCCUUACUGCUAGAGAAUCAGGAAGAUGGUCGCAUCCAAUGGGUGGCUGGGCUGAAGCGAGUCUGUGGCUGUAACCAGAAGGUUCCGCCCUGUUCUUCCUUUGGAGUAUCUCAGUACUUGUGGCAUCGAAGUCUACAACAACAAAGUUCGUGGGUGGUGAGGAGAGUCAUCCAUGCGGCAGAAAGGAGCUGUCCACCGGUGGGAAGGAUUGUGCUAACGUUCAUCAACCAAGCCUCAGAAGACACGACCCAUAGGAAUGGAACUACGGAUAAUGCUAAGUCGUGGAGUGCGGCAGCUAUACCCGUUUUAAGAAGCAUUUUAAGAGGCAGCUGCGUCUAUCCAGGACUAGAGGGACGAGUUAUUGCCAGUGGCUCCGUGUCCAGGUACCGGGUCAAGGACAUAUAUAUGGCCAACGAGAUUUUAUCAGGGAACUUACCAGAAAGCUCUCUUAGCCCUUCAGUUACCUCGGGGCCUUCAGUCACGCCGGAAAUAGGAUACAUCGGAUUGAGUGAUGUCUUCCAUUUGCAGCUGGAGGAAAACGUACCUCCCUCUACCCUGAUUGGCUCUAGGCUAGUGGAUAGCUCCCAGUUGGCGGACAUCAGAAAGGUUGGUUUUGGCCGGAUUGGAGGGAUGAAGAAAUUAAUUGAGAUGUUGGAGAAGGUGCUGAUACGACCAUUGGUAGAACCGGAGAAGUUUAUUGAUGAGCGCGGGGGCUUGAGGGGAAUUCGGCCGACGAAGGGCAUCUUGCUGUAUGGUGUUCCUGGGACAGGUAAGUCAUACUUUUGUAGAGCUAUCCAGGAGGAGCUUAGAAUGAGGUGGUCGCAGAAACUUAUUCGACCUCAGGGGUUUCAGGGUGUCGAGGUGAUCAUGGUCACCGCCUCCCAGAUCAGAGAGGCAGCUGACUUGCGAAAUAUUUUCGAGGCUUGUAGCGGAAGGUUUCUAAACGAGAAAAAGUUGACUUUGUUAAUUUUCGACGAAAUUGACGCCCUGUGUCCCAAACGGCAGGAACCAUCGGGAGAAGCACAAAUUGGCAUUGUAAACACUAUGCUUACUUACCUGGAUGGACCUCUAAGCAGUUGGAGCACCUUUGCUCUGGCCACGACCAACAGACCCAAUGCUCUGGAUGAGGCGCUUCGAAGACCUGGACGUAUCGACAGAGAAGUGGAGCUAACUGUACCAUCGUUAGACGACCGGAUUGAAAUACUUAAAAACACAUUGAUUCGCUAUAACUGCAUAUCCCCAAGCAAAAAGUUGCAGCCUGGGAGCGAAGAUUUUGCGGGCCAAGAUCAGGACAAGGAGUGGAGUGAUGAAAGGCUACGUCAACUUUGCCUAAAGGCUAGUGGAUUCGUGCCAAGUGACAUCGAUAACUGGGUCCGAGUUGCAGCGGAGGAGGCAUUAUUUUCGGAUGUCGGAUCGGAUGGCGCCAUUGUAACGUAUGAGAUAUUGGACGGAGCUACGAAGCAAGUUCGUCCGUCCGCACUCAAGGAGCUUUCCAUAGAGAUUCCGCAUGUUCAGUGGGAAGACAUUGGUGGGUAUGAAGACGUCAAGCAGCUGUUGAAGGAAAGUGUUGAGUGGCCGUUGCGCUACAAACACGUGUUCGACAAACUUGGUUUAAAAGCGCCGAAAGGAAUUUUGUUGUACGGGCCUCCUGGGAACAGCAAGACCGUGCUAGCCAAGGCGGUUGCCACCCAGAGCCACAUGAAUUUCAUAUCCGUGAAAGGUCCUGAGAUUUUUUCCAAGUGGGUUGGUGAAAGCGAAGAGCGCGUGCGCGAUAUAUUUCGAAAAGCCCGCCAAUAUGCUCCAACCGUAAUCUUCUUUGAUGAAAUAGACUCGUUGGGCAUUGACCGAAGUCAGUCGGCGGACAGCGGCAGCGGGGUCGAAGCCAAAGUACUGAGCCAGAUCCUCAACGAAAUGGACGGCAUUGGUGCCGCCGCCGAGGUCGUGGUUCUUGGCGCAACGAACCGGCCGGAUGCUCUCGACGCGGCUUUGCUGCGUCCCGGCCGAUUCGACAAGCUCGUUUACGUCUCGCUUCCCGACGAAAUUGCCCGCGAAAGGAUUUGGACCAUCUACCUUUCCGGCCACGGCAAGUUCAGCGAGCCCGAAGACUUCAAAGAACUAGCCCGACAUAGUGGCGGCUUUAGCGGCGCCGAGAUUGAAGCGAUGUGCACCUCUGCGCGAAUGAACGUCGCUAGAUACGCCAUUCUUCACAACCAACAGUCUAUCCAGCUCACUCUGGCCGACGUGAAACAGGUGCUAGAGACCACCAAACCUCGAACCACCUCCAACUUGCUACAGUACUACCAAGGAUUCGCAGAAUCACAUUAA